UUCUAGACACUUUUUUCAAAAUAAAAUUUUAAUUCGCACAAUUAAUUUUUUGCUUUAAUAACAUUCAAAUUUUAUUUUGCGUUAAAAAAAUAUAGAACAAUUAAAAUGUUGUCCAUUUCAAAACAAUUGGCAAAAACUACGUCUGUAGUUUUAUUAAAUAAAACGGCGACUACUAGACGUUUCUAUAAAGGUGGAGUUCCCGGCUGUAAUCUACCUUUUCGCAAAUCCAUGGAUAAUCCCAUGAGAUUUACAGCAUUCUUUUUAUUGGCUGGUAUUAUUGGUUUCGGAGCUCCCUGGCUGGUGGUAAUGCAUCAAAUGUUAAGACCCUAUGAUUAUGUAGUGGAUGAAUAAUUUGCGAAUAAUUCUAAUAUUUUUUUAAUAAAAUUUAAUUAAUCGGUUCUUA
Messenger RNA from Lucilia sericata (common green bottle fly), 403 nucleotides. RefSeq lists its product as uncharacterized. NCBI's taxonomy places the organism in Eukaryota, Metazoa, Arthropoda, Insecta, Diptera, Calliphoridae. Bases 106 to 351 code for a protein of 81 amino acids. The transcript is spliced from 2 exons. The record is from RefSeq and is a predicted model, not a curated record. Gene Ontology annotation, biological process: mitochondrial electron transport, cytochrome c to oxygen.